This is a messenger RNA of Closterium sp. Yama58-4, 1149 nucleotides long. The record is from the annotation of a GenBank genome assembly. NCBI's taxonomy places the organism in Eukaryota, Viridiplantae, Streptophyta, Zygnematophyceae, Desmidiales, Closteriaceae.
AUGCUUUCGUGCUUUUUUUUUCGUCCCCCCCUUUCCACCCGCGCGGCGCCUUUCGAACAGAAAAUUGCAGCAGAGCAGAGCCUGCGACGGGAAAAGGAAGCUUCCGCGUUGCUGCAACAGAUGCUCCAGCAGGAGCGGGAGGCGAAGGCGGUGAUGCUCGCGGCGCGCGAGGACGAGGCCGCCGAGAUCGACGGCGAGAAACGCGCUUUGAUCGCGCGGAGCAGGCAGCUGGCGGCGCGGGUGGAGAGAGCGGAGGAGCGACUGGAGGGGCUGGAGCAAGAGAAGGAGGCCGUCAUACUCGAUCGCGACGCGAUUGCUAUGGAAUCGGAGGUGUUGGUGGAGCGACUCGGGGAGGUGGAACAGACGGUGGAGAUGCUUCGGCAGGAGAACGUGAAUCUCGAGGCGGAGCUGUUGGCCGCACAGCGAUCGCGAGAUACGUACUGGACGCACAGUAUUGCACUGUACCAGGAUAAAGCAAAGCUGGAAGAGCAGUUAGCACAACUGAGCAGCAUCAGCAGUAACCUGGCAGGAGGCAGGACCAAGGCUGCAGCUACUUUGGGCAAGAAAACCCAGACCCCCACCAGAGCCGGAGCAGGCGGCGCAGCAGCAGCGGGUGGCGCCCGCCGAAACUCCCUCCCAUUCCCUAACCCACGCUCUUCAGCAUCUCCUCUCACUUCCCUAGAGACCUUCACCUCCCCAUUUGCACUCCACCCCACCGCUCUCAACUCCGCCCCACAGCUGCUGAAACAGCAGCUCACGUUCGGCACGGUGUACGAGUGCCCGCCGCUGCUCGCGUCAGCGUCCAUGUCAGCAUCCACGUCAGCAGCGAUAGGCAUGACGCAGCACGGUGGGCUUGACAUGGUGCGAGCAGCCAGCAUCGCCAGUGGGGCCCCUUCUACUGCCAAUGCUGCUGCUAGUGGUGGUGCAAUCAGUGCAGCAGGGGGGUUUGACUCAGCCGGCAUGCGCAGGAGUGGGAGCUUUACAGCAUACCAGGCCCCAGCUUCCACUCUCCUCACACGCAGCCUCUCAAGCAACACGGCAGAGCACAGGGCACGGCAGGCCAGCAUGGCAGCAGCUGGUGGUGGUGGCAGAGGUGAGAUAUUGAAUGGAGCUGCAGGGCUGGCUGCGGUGCAUGAGGGCCCUGAAUGA